AUCAUCACAAUGAGUUUCAAGAACAAAGUUGUGAUCGUGACGGGAGCCAGCUCAGGUAUUGGUGCUGCCGCGUCCAAAAUGUUCAGCAAAGAGGGCGCUCGCGUGGUGAUGGUGGGACGCAACGAGACCAAACUUGCAGCCGUGGCCGCCCAGUGUAAUUCACCGCUCGUGCUUCGCGCAGAUGUUUCCAACGACGACGACGCUAGACGCAUUAUUGAUCAAACCGUUAAGAAGAAUGGUCAUAUCGAUGUAUUGGUCAACAAUGCUGGUAUGACUAUGGCUAAUGGUGGUAUACUCGGCACCGAUAUGAUGAAAUCUUACGACACUAUUAUGAACACUAAUCUUAGAGCCGUUGUUCAUUUAUCUAACUUGGCUGCACCAUACUUGGUCAAAACUAAGGGCAACAUUGUGAACAUAUCAAGUAUUGCUGGAACUAUACCUCCCAUCGGUCCAGGCCUAACUAACUAUUACGUCUCAAAAGCAGCAUUGAAUCAUUUCACAGUCUGUGCUGCGAAGGAGUUGGGACCACACGGUGUGCGAGUAAACGUGAUAAGUCCUGGACCGGUUCGGACUGAUUUUAUGGACAAUGUUAAGGACUUUUAUGGAACGACUGGGUCGUGGGACGAUUUUAUGCCGAAAACUAUUCUGAACAGAGUAUCCGAGCCGGACGAAAUUGCAGAUAUGAUUUUGUAUCUGGCAAGUGAUAAAGCAAAGUCCGUUACAGGGUCGAACUUCGUGAUCGAUAAUGGCAUGCUUAUUAAACGGACCUGA
Messenger RNA from Vanessa atalanta (red admiral), 771 nucleotides. RefSeq names its product 3-oxoacyl-[acyl-carrier-protein] reductase FabG-like. The record is from RefSeq and is a predicted model, not a curated record. The transcript has a single exon. Lineage: Eukaryota; Metazoa; Arthropoda; Insecta; Lepidoptera; Nymphalidae. Bases 10 to 771 code for a protein of 253 amino acids.